AAGCAAGGGCUCAUGGUCUAACUACUAAGGUGCUAACAAGGUCCCAUAGUGGGAUGAGGACUGGAGGGGUGCUGAGGCUGUGGUGGCUGAAUCAGGACGAAGACAAGGGUCGUGCUAUGCCCAGGGGGAGUAUUGGAUAGAGAAAUGUGGUUGGCUGGGAUAAUCCAGAUGCAGAGUGGGGCGAAAGAAGCUUGACAGCAGUGGAACACCCUCCUUGUCCCAGUUCAGCCCACGUGGGCCCAGGAUUUGUCCACAGGAGGGCUGCUGUGCCAUCCUCCCUCUCCCCAUCCUGCACCCUCAGGUUGUGGUGCUUCAACACCAGAGGCUGUGGGAAAAUGAGAGUCUUUCCUUGACAAAGAGUGGGCUGAGUGAUCUGGGCUCAUUUCACCUGGCACGGCUGAAGGCUGGAACAGAGUUAUGGUCCACGAAAGCACACGGUGGGUGGGAACACUCAGGAGGAGAAAGUAAUUUAUUUUUCAGGACAGCAUGUGUGGGCACAAGGAAAAUGGGAAUAAGCUCACAUGACUGCAUCUCCUCAGGGCCCCUCAUAAACCCAGACCUGUGAGGUCACCCACUUCUAAGCAAUAAACUGCCACUAAGGUAUUGAUUAGCAGAGGCUCGCAUGAUGCUGCAGCUUGUUGGUCCACCAUGAGGAGACCUCUCACCUCCUGCAGCCUUAGGAAUGGGUGGCAGGAGCAGUGAGUCUUGCUGCCCAUGGCCUUUUCUUGCUAUACUUGGUCCAUCUUAGGGCCCGUGUCUUUGCCAGGAGAGCAGGCAGAUGGGUGGCAUCUACGAUGCAGUGACCUGAAGUCGUGGUGAUGGAAGAGGCUCCUGGGCUCCUGAGAGUUUACUCUUGGCUAGUUGUGGCCAGGGGCAGGAGCCCUCAGCAUUGCACAGUUGAACAGCUAGAGGACUUUUAGGUUGCCUUACAGCAAUAGAGUGUGGUGGGUAAAAUCAACAUUUAUGCAAAUUAAUAUUUAUGUAUGACACUUUGUCCACUAGAGAAGGGGUAGGAGGGAUUUUAAGGGUUGCCUGUGCUACUCAAGAUCUGGGUGGAGAACUGGAUGGGGAAGGAAUGAGAGGAAUAAGCCCAAUUUGUAGUGGCAAAGGAGAAUUUGUUAAAGCCUCCCAGAGUGAGGACAAUGUGACAGAGCACAGGAAGGACAGGGAUCUGUCAGAGCAAGUCCAGAGGAGGGCAUAGAGAUGAUCUGAGGGCUGGAGCACCUCCCAUAUGAGGACAGGAAGACAGAGUUGGGGUUGUUCAGCCUGGAGAAGAGAAGUCUUCAUGGAGACCUUAGAGCAGCUUCCAGUGCUGAAAAGGGAUCCAGGAAGGUUGAGGGUGGACUCUUGAUCAGGGAGUGCAGGGAUGGGACAAGGGCCAUCCCUGGAGGUGAUCAAGGCCAAGUUGGAUGGGCUUUGAGGUACCUUCUGACCCAAACCAUUCUAUGAUUCUGUGAUGAGGGAGAGUGGGACCCCAUGGCUGGAGAUCUCAGAUGGCUUAGCUCUCCCUUUUUUCAGAAGGAGGGAGAGACAGCUGGCCUGGGGCAGGAGGUUGGGCUGUGAGGUCUCUCGGGGUUUCUUUUCCACCAUCUCCUCAGUGCUGUGAUCAUGGUGUGGGUGUCAGCACCCCUCUCCCCUUCCAUAUGCUGGUGUGGGAAGGGUCCUGAUCUUGCCAAGCCCCACUUCCACCCCUCUGCCCUCCCAUUGCCACGGCUCAUCACACUAGAACAGCUUCAGAAAGGAUGCUGAGGGAAAUCGGGGCUGGUUUGCAUGUGAGUGAGGUUAUUCACCCCAGGGAGGGCAGCAGCUUGCCAGUGCCGGCUUCCCUGAGCAGAAUUCCUGUUUGCUCCCUGCUACAGCUGCCAGCGUUUCCCUGAGCUCCCCUCUACCCCUUCAUCCUCUGAAACCGCUUCAGAGAGAUUAUUUUCCGGGGUCGGGACAGGCGGGAGCUCUGCCUGGCAGAGAGCGGCAAGCUGCCGCCACAGCCACAACCAGCUUGGCUCCUUCCCGAGGAAGGAAGGCAGGCGGGAGCCGCGGGGACCGGAGGAUGCUCGCUGCGGUCCCCAGCUGCAGGGAUGCGGGGUUGCUAGGAGGCAGGUGAAGGUGAAGAGGAGAGCGCUGCGGAGGACCGCAGGCCCAGAUCCGCAUGUCAGACCAGAACAGCACCGACGAUGGGGAGACAGACCCCCAGCACAGCCUGUCUAUGGUCUUCCUCCUUGUCCUUGUCUUCUUCAUCAUGGGACUGGUGGGUUUCUUGAUUUGCCAUGUCCUGAAGAAGAAGGGUUACCGGUGCCGGACUUUCCGGGACGAUCUCGACCCAGAUAACAAAGACGUGCUGGCGGAGCUCCAGGCCAAUGAAGAGGAAGAGGUGAAUGAGGACACUGUGGAGAAGAUUGUGAGAUGCAUCAUCCAAAACGAAGCAAACGCGGAGGCCCUCAAGGAGAUGCUGGGGGACAAUGACGGGGACGUGCCAGUGCCAGUGCCCAGCCUUUGCCCUCACCGUAACAGCCAGGAUGGGGGCCCACCACACCACCACACGGUGCAUCUGGGCUCCACGCAGGCCCCCUGCAUCCACUGCAGCAAGAGGAAGAGGCACCCACUGCAUCGGCAAGGGCGGUCCAAGGAGGGCAAAGGCAGGAUGCAUCCUGGAGAGACCACUGUCUUCUCGGUGGGCAGGUUUCGUGUCACACACAUCGGAAAGAAACCCACUUUCCAUGAGCAACAGGAUGGGCCCCUGCCUGAUGGCAGCCGGGAGCUGAGCACGGAGGAGCUGGAGCACAGCAGCAACCGGCUCCAGCGGGAGCGCAACGGGACUGUCCCCAUGGGUGGCCUGCAGAACGGAGACGUCCAGAAGGGUGCCCAGAGCAGCAAGGCUGGGGAGCAAAGCCACUCCACCACUCCAGCCCCGAACACACCAGCCAGCUCUGGCACUCGUGACAGCCGACGGGCGGGCAAGGGGUGCGGCACAGCGGGCUCACUGCAGGAUGCUGGCACUGCUCCUGGGAGCACGAGCCGCCAGCGGAAGCUCCUGAGCUACCGGGUUCUGGGAGGGUCGAGUCCCAGCAUCCCAGGAGAGCUGGUGCAGGAAGGAGUCAGCAUCUGCCUGGAGGAAACCGGACUCGGGUCAGCAGAUGAAGUGUCAGAUAUUCAUGGGAGCCUGAGUCUACAUGAACAGCCGGAUGAGUUGGGAAGAGAAGAAAGCAGCAGAAGACAGCCUGGAGCAGAGGACAUGGGGCAGCAGGAGCCGCGCGCUGUGGUGCAAGACCGAGGAGCAACCGUGUGAUAUCCUCUCCGCUCCCAGCUGGAGCGUGGAUGGGUGACGCGCAGCCCCCGGCCCCGACGCUGGACUGGGGAGCUCUGCUCCGAGGGGACGGUGGGGCAGCCGGCCCCGGGUGGGCAGCUACGCGCUUGGCAUGGCCAGAGCGACGCGCCGACGUUCCCGACAACCGCGUUCGGUGCCAGACCUCAUCCCAUUGGCAAUAGGUACCUGACACCCACCCACCGCACCCGCCCUGGACACCCCCCUGGACACCCCACUGGACAAUGUGGGGCUGGGCAGGGCCAGGACAGCCCCCCCAGUCCCUGCUGCCCACCCGGUCCCUGCAGCCCCCUCAGUGCUAGGGGAAAGAUGCGUGCGAUGGGGCUGCAACAAGGGGCAGGGAUGGAGGCAGCAGCUCGACCCCCAAGCUGGGGUGGGGGGCAGCCCCCACCCAGCACCUUCACUGCAGAGCACAGCCCCCUCCGGGGGCACCCCCGCCACACACAGCGGUCACAGGCACAAAUCCUGCACUGGUGAGGUCCCCAGGAGAUGCCGGCGGUGAAAGAUCACAGGAGGGGCUGGAGCCGAGUGCUGGGGGCAGGAUUGGACCCUGCAGGCCAGCGGGCAGCCCCCCCCCGGCGAGCUUUGGUGUGGAACCCCACUGUACAUAGAUGAGCUAAAACCAUUAAAGCU
Molecule: messenger RNA, 3952 nt
Organism: Cuculus canorus (common cuckoo)
Lineage: Eukaryota; Metazoa; Chordata; Aves; Cuculiformes; Cuculidae
Gene: RELL2
Product: RELT like 2
Exons: 8
Coding region: 2147-3283 (378 amino acids)
Biological process (GO): positive regulation of p38MAPK cascade; positive regulation of cell-substrate adhesion
Source: RefSeq, a predicted model, not a curated record